CUGCUUUUAGCUUCCUUGCCUUUUUGCUUGAUUCACACAGUACAGUUGAAGUCAGUAAAGAAACGUGAAAGCUUGAAGCUUAUAGCAAAUUAAUUUAGUUACUUACUACUUACACACAAAUCAACACAAAGCAAAAUGGCCGAUAAACCAAAACGUCCUCUCUCAGCUUAUAUGCUGUGGUUGAACAGCGCCCGCGAGUCGAUCAAACGCGAGAAUCCUGGCAUCAAAGUCACCGAGGUGGCCAAGCGUGGAGGUGAAUUAUGGAGAGCAAUGAAGGAUAAGUCGGAGUGGGAGGCAAAGGCAGCCAAGGCUAAGGAUGAUUACGAUCGUGCCGUGAAGGAUUAUGAGGCCAACGGGGGUGGUGGUGGCGGUGCGGCAAAUGGAACAGCCAAGAAGCGUUCAAAGCCUGCCAAAAAGCCAGCGAAAAAAAGCAAAAAGGAUGAUUCUGAGGAUGACGACGAUGAGGAAAGCGAGUAAAGCAUUGUUACUUUGUUGGCAUCAUCAAGGAAACCACAAGAACAUCAAUAGUGGACCUCCUCAUUCAGUCAAUCGCAUUUCGUCUAAACUCCACUACCAACAACCCACUCUCCACACUCCACAUACACCAAUCACAUACCCAAAACAAAAAGAUAAUCACAAACCAUAGCAUAGAGACACAAAGGCCCCAAUAAUAUCAAAAGAAACAGAAAAGUUGCUGUCGACAUACGCAACUAAAGAGAAACCAACAGCAACAACAAAAUGAACAUGCAAAAUUGUAUUUAUACAUAAGAGUUUAAGUUUACAGUAGGCGUUUCUUUUAGUAUACACAUUUCAAGAGAGGACAAAACAGUUUUAAGUCGAGCUCAACGCGUUGGAUUAAUUGAUCCUGCCGCAUAAAACAUAAAAAAAUUAAAUUAAAGGCGGCAAAACAAAUGAAAUUGAUCAAUUUGUAUAUCUUGCAUAAAACUUUGUAAAUUAAACGAUAACGUAAUUCCAUUAAAAAUAAUAAUAAAAAAAAAAACAAAAAUCGAAAAAUUAACCAUUGUUCUGAGAAAAUAUCCUGUACGUGAGUAGAAUUUACUCACAGAAACCAACACCACACGAGAGACACUGCUAGGGUCAGCCAAAACG
Molecule: messenger RNA, 1110 nt
Organism: Drosophila hydei
Lineage: Eukaryota; Metazoa; Arthropoda; Insecta; Diptera; Drosophilidae
Gene: HmgD
Product: high mobility group protein D
Exons: 3
Coding region: 136-477 (113 amino acids)
Molecular function (GO): transcription cis-regulatory region binding
Source: RefSeq, a predicted model, not a curated record